Molecule: messenger RNA, 2290 nt
Organism: Andrographis paniculata
Lineage: Eukaryota; Viridiplantae; Streptophyta; Magnoliopsida; Lamiales; Acanthaceae
Product: L-ascorbate oxidase homolog
Exons: 8
Coding region: 350-2041 (563 amino acids)
Molecular function (GO): oxidoreductase activity; copper ion binding
Source: RefSeq, a predicted model, not a curated record
GUUGCUGGUUUUGCCCACCUUUCAGAAUCAGACAGAAAAUUUACUCAGAAAUCCUCUAAUAAAAUUUCAGAUCUCUGUUUUCUUUAUUUUCUUUAUAUUUCAGGGAAGUAGUUGCAACUUGACAUCUUCUCCUGUUCUAAUUUCCCUCCAAUUGGAGGCCAAGAAGAUGAAGCCCCUUGGGACCCCCCUGGGCCCACCACCGACACCCCUUAUCUUUAUUCAUUUAUUUAUUAUUUGUUAAUUUCCUUAGCCCCUAAUCAAUUUUUUUUUGUACAGCUAGUCAGUCAGUCGUCACUGAGGCAGUACACUAGACAUACCUCCAAAUAAAUACCACCGCCAAAAGGAAGCCAUGGCCAUACCAGCCAAGCUUCCACAGGUACUAAAAUCUAGUAUUGUUCCAGAAAUGCUAAUGAAGCAGCAGCAGCAGCUGGUAAUGCUGGGACUUGUGUUCGUAUUUGUGCUGUUUCCCAUUGCUGCUGCAGAUGACCCUUACAGAUUCUUCACCUGGAAUAUCACUUAUGGCACCAUCUACCCUCUUGGAGUCCCCCAACAGGGUAUUCUGAUAAAUGGGCAGUUUCCAGGCCCUGAUAUCUACUCGGUCACAAAUGACAACAUCAUUGUUAAUGUCUUCAACAGCUUGGAUGAACCUUUCCUUAUUCACUGGAAUGGGAUCCAAAACAGGAGAAAUUCAUAUGAAGACGGAGUGUAUGGGACGACAUGCCCGAUCCCACCAGGGAGGAAUUUCACAUACAUUCUUCAAAUGAAGGAUCAAAUCGGGAGCUUCUUCUACUUCCCUUCGUUGGCCUUCCAUAAGGCCGCUGGUGGGUUUGGUGGAAUCAGGAUCCUAAGCAGGCCUAUGAUUCCUGUCCCUUUCGACACCCCCGCUGAUGAUUUCACUGUCUUGGUGGGAGAUUGGUACAAAUCUAAUCACACUGACCUCAAGGCAAUUCUUGAUGGAGGCAACGAAUUACCAUUUCCUGAUGGAAUUCUCAUCAAUGGCCGUGGCCCUAACAUCACCUCUUACACAGUUCAACAAGGAAAUACCUACAGGUUCAGAAUAUGCAACGUGGGACUGCAAAGCUCCCUCAAUUUCCGAAUCCAAGACCACAAGAUGAAAGUAGUCGAGGUGGAGGGGACACACACAUUGCAGAUCAGCUACUCGUCCCUUGAUCUGCAUGUUGGGCAGUGCUCAUCCGUGCUCGUCACAGCUGACCAGCCGCCACACGACUACUACAUUGUGGCAUCCACCCGGUUCACCACUCCAGUCCUCUUAUCCACCGCCUUCCUCCGUUACGCCGGCUCAAGCCAACCCGCUUCUGGACCCCUGCCUUGGGGGCCUACCAUCGAGGUCGAUUGGUCGCUCAACCAGGCCCGGUCCAUCCGGACGAAUCUUACAGCUAGCGGGCCGAGACCAAAUCCGCAAGGCUCUUAUCAUUAUGGCAUGAUAAACACAACCCGGACAAUCCGUUUGUCGAGCAGUUCGGGACAGGUUGGGAACAAGCAGAGAUUCGCUAUCAACAGCGUCUCCUUUGUCCCACCGGACACUCCUAUGAAAGUUGCUGAUUUCUUCCAAAUAGGCGGCGUCUUCCGCGUUGGGAGUGUCUCUGAUUAUCCCACAGGCGGAGGGAUAUACCUCGACACGUCCGUGAUGGGCGCUGACUACAGAGCAUAUAUCGAAAUCGUGUUUGAGAACACUGAGGAUAUCGUUCAGAGCUAUCACCUCAGUGGUUACUCAUUCUUCGUCGUUGGAAUGGAUGGAGGUCAGUGGCAGUCGGACAGCAGAAACGGAUACAAUCUCCGCGAUGCCGUCUCCAGGUGCACCGUCCAGGUGUACCCGAAUUCAUGGACAGCGAUAUACUUGGCGCUCGACAACGCCGGAAUGUGGAACCUGAGAUCAGAGUUCUGGGCUCGGCAGUACCUCGGACAGCAACUCUAUCUGAGGGUUUACACGCCAUCCUCGUCGCUGAGGGACGAGUAUCCAAUCCCGAAGAACGCUCUUCUCUGCGGCCGGGCCAGCGGCCGACGGACGCGUCCCUUCUAGAAGGAUCUGCCAUGGCUGCUGCUGAUGAUGGCUGUGGAGGAGUUAGUUAUUUACAAUGGCCCUCUGUGGUGUUUGUGUACUGAAUUGGUACACAAUCAUAUGCAUAUCGGUAAGUAUUUUCAAGGCUGUGAUUUUUAGAACUCAUUGUUUGAGUGGAAUGACCUUAGCUCAAGGUCAUUUAUUUUUUUUGGUAUUUUUUCGAAUUUAUUUGUAAUUUUGAAUUGUAGUAAUUAAUUUGUUAUGUUUUUA